Messenger RNA from Seriola dumerili (greater amberjack), 1895 nucleotides. RefSeq names its product methyltransferase like 3 (gene mettl3). The record is from RefSeq and is a predicted model, not a curated record. The transcript has 11 exons. The coding region runs from base 94 to 1872 and encodes 592 amino acids. Gene Ontology annotation, molecular function: mRNA m(6)A methyltransferase activity; mRNA (2'-O-methyladenosine-N6-)-methyltransferase activity. NCBI's taxonomy places the organism in Eukaryota, Metazoa, Chordata, Actinopteri, Carangiformes, Carangidae. Gene Ontology annotation, cellular component: RNA N6-methyladenosine methyltransferase complex; nucleus.
UCCAGACAGGGCGGACAGUGGUUAACUUUUGUUGUGAAGCCGUUCAGCGCGGCUCGUGUUGGGUGUUUUUGUUGCUGUUGAACCCAGCUCGUCAUGUCGGACACAUGGAGCAACAUCCAGGCGCACAAGAAGCAGCUGGACUCCCUGCGGGAGAGGCUGCAGCGGCGACGGAAAGACCCAGCACAACUGUCCACGGAAGGUGGAGGCAGCACAGACAGUUCAACAGCCAGGAGUGACAGCCCGGCACCGUCAGCUCCAUUCACCUCUCAGGAGGAGACAGAAAAACCACCAGACCCCGAACUGGAGAAGAGGCUGCUGGGAUAUCUAUCUGAUCUGAGCCUGUCAAUGCCUACAGACUCUCUCGCAAUCACAAAUGAACUCAUCAGUUCGGAAUCCGCUGUCAGUCACGGGUGCAUCCAGAGUCUGUUGCUUAAAUUCUCAGCUCAGGAGCUCAUCGAGGUUCGGCAGUCUACCUCAGCUUCUUCUUCUACAACUUCCUCCUCUGCCUCCUCCUCCACAGUCGUCGUAGCCGUGGACCACACAAAAUUAUGGGCUAUGAUCGGGUCUGGGGCUGGAGCCCAAAGGACUGGAGUCAAGAGAAAAGCAGAAGACCAAAGCCACAACAAAAGAGCUGCAGGCUUCUCACCCUCACUACAGAGCUCUGCUUCCCCGCCACACUCGUCCACCACCUCUCUGACACCGGCUUCCUCCUCAACGCUGGCGGGGCCCUCAGCGUCAGGGAGUGGGGCUGAGAAGAAGGGUAGGAGUAGUAAAAGCCAGUCGUCUCACGUGGACAUGGAGAUCGAGAGCCUCUUGAACCAACAGUCCACGAAGGAGCAGCAGAGCAAGAAGGUUAGCAGAGAGAUUCUGGAGCUGCUGAACGCCAGCACAGCCAAGGAGCAGUCCAUCGUAGAAAAGUUCCGGUCUCGCGGCCGAGCUCAGGUUCAAGAGUUCUGUGACCACGGGACCAAAGAGGAGUGUAUACGCUCUGGGGACACACCGCAGCCCUGCACCAAGUUACACUUCCGUCGCAUCAUCAACAAGCACACAGACGAGAGCCUCGGAGACUGCUCCUUCCUCAACACCUGUUUCCACAUGGACACCUGCAAAUACGUCCACUAUGAGAUCGACAGCCCUCCAGAGACUGAGGGGAGCCUGCUGGGCCCCCAGGCGGGGACCGCAGAGCUCGGCCUCCGCGCGGGGGACGCCGACAGCAACGUGGGCAAGCUGUUCCCUUCACAGUGGAUCUGCUGUGAUAUCCGCUACUUGGACGUUUCCAUCCUGGGUAAGUUUGCUGUGGUGAUGGCCGACCCUCCCUGGGACAUCCACAUGGAGCUGCCCUAUGGUACACUGACUGAUGACGAGAUGAGAAAACUCAACAUCCCCAUCCUGCAGGACGAUGGUUUCCUCUUCCUCUGGGUCACCGGCAGGGCUAUGGAGUUGGGCAGAGAGUGCCUCAGUCUCUGGGGUUACGAGCGCGUCGAUGAAAUCAUAUGGGUGAAAACCAACCAGCUUCAGAGAAUCAUCCGCACUGGGAGGACAGGCCACUGGCUGAACCACGGGAAGGAGCACUGCCUGGUGGGGGUAAAAGGAAACCCUCAGGGAUUCAACAGAGGUUUGGACUGCGAUGUCAUUGUGGCCGAGGUCCGCUCCACCAGUCACAAACCAGAUGAAAUCUAUGGCAUGAUAGAGAGGCUCUCGCCAGGCACCAGGAAGAUUGAGCUGUUUGGUCGACCGCACAACGUCCAGCCCAACUGGAUAACUCUUGGAAACCAGCUCGAUGGCAUUCACCUUUUGGAUCCCGAGGUCGUGGCUCGGUUCAAGAAGCGUUAUCCGGACGGCGUCAUCUCCAAACCCAAAAACAUGCAGUGAUGAGCUCAUCGGUGGUAACAGGU